This is a messenger RNA of Phacochoerus africanus (Common warthog), 1886 nucleotides long. Its product is annotated as zinc finger protein 713-like. The record is from RefSeq and is a predicted model, not a curated record. Bases 771 to 1103 code for a protein of 110 amino acids. The transcript is spliced from 3 exons. Gene Ontology annotation, biological process: regulation of DNA-templated transcription. NCBI's taxonomy places the organism in Eukaryota, Metazoa, Chordata, Mammalia, Artiodactyla, Suidae.
UUCUUAACCUGCUGAGCCAUGAUGGGAACUCCUGGGCAGCGUAUAAUUUAACUCAAACUCUGAAGCUGUCCUCCUGGUGUUGGUAUUGGACCCCACAGAUUAAGGCCUCAGUCCCGCCAGAUCCCCUCCCCGACUUCAGACCCCAGUCGCAAGUCCGGGUUGUCAUCUGUGCUACAAAUCGGAGUUCCUAUGACCCACUCCAAGGGUUCCAUUGAUCUGCUAGAGCAGCUCAGAGAACUCAGAAAGCAGUUUACUUACCGGACCACCGGUUCCUUGUAAAAGGCUCCAACUCAGGACCAGCCAGAUGGAAGGAGGUGGGGCAGGAUGAGUGUGAGCAGGUGCAGCGCUUCCAGCCCUCUCCAGGCUCCAGGCUCGGUGCCCCCAGCACCUCCACCAGUUCACAGCCCAUCGCUGCAUGUUUAUGGGGGUUCCUUACAUAGGUGUGCCUGGUCGAGUCAUUGGCCUUUGGUGACUGAAGGACCCCCCAGUCCUCUCCUCACUGCCUCGGGUGGUGGGGCUUCCAGGGCGACCCACCAGUAGGAGUUUCCUGAAGUCUCAUUUACAUCAGCUCAGGUGUGAUUGAGGGGUUCGUUUUGAGUAACCAGACAUUCCUCUCACCUUGAUGGCUGUGGAGCUGCUUCAGAAACCGAUGACAAAAGCUCAGAUAUUAAAGGAUGCUCCUUUGUCCUUAUCUCUUAGGAAAUUCCAAGUGUUUUAGGAAUUCUGUGCCAGGAACAGGCAGGACGACCAAAUGUAUGUUUCCUAUUUAAAUGGCAAGAUCACAGGCGGAAGAGGGCAAAGAUGGAAAAGGAAGAGUCAAGGUCAUUGGAGAGAUGCUGUCCUUCGAGGAUGUGGCCCUGUACUUCACCAGGGAGGAGUGGGACACGCUGGGCUGGGCUCAGAAGGGCGUCUACAGAGAAGUGAUGCUGGCCAAUUACAGAAACAUGGUCUCCUUGGGGGUUUUAUUAGAAGUGAACCAAAAUGAAAAGCAGAAUCUAUCACCUGACAAUACAGAACAGAAUGGUCUGGCUUGGGUCACAAAAGAGAGCCGAAGGCCGCUAACCCAUGCCUGUGACUGGAGGCCUGGCCCUGGGACUCACUGAAGCAAGCCCUUUGUGAGUGCCACCCCGCUGGGAACCAGCAGCGGCACAGCCCUUACCUGGCGAGCCCGUGUGGCCAUAACCCUUGGGCGCACUCUUCCUGCAGUCGGUCCUCUGUGCUGCGUCCAGACGCUCCCACUCCUCCCAGGUGAGAGAUGCGGCCACCUCCUGGACUGUCUCCAACCCCUGGAACAACACAAGACCUCCCCUCAGCGCCUGCUGUCCCGGCAUGAUGUUAGCAGGAGUGUCAGGGCGAGGCUGGACUCCAAAGAGAAGCCUGCAGGCUCUGAGAAGCGAGGAACAGCCACGCCAUGGAGUCUUUGUAGGUGAGCCUUGUACGGACUGGGGAGCUGCAGAGCGGCCAAAGACAGGAGUGGGCAUUCCCUGCUUUCCUGAAAAGCCUGGCUUGUGGACUGUCUACACUACUUUGGGGUGAGAGCACAGUAUCCAUUUGAGGUACAUCAUGGUGAUUUAUCAAGAUGGAAACCUGAUACGGGUUUAAAAAUAAACAGGGAACCAAAGUCCCGAGUGCCAGGGCUGGCUCUCAGACGCUGCUUCCUCAUGUAGGAAAUGGACGCAAAGAUCCACCUUAAGGUGAAGGUACCUCGCCAAUAAUAAGUGCCUUCCCGUCCCUUGACUGUUCCACAAGGUAAUUAUCCAAUGAAAUGAUCUUUUGAGAUGGUCCAUUGAAAUGCAGCUGGACCAUCACAGAAGGUAAAGCAAAGUUCUUAAAAAGGGAAAGUUCUGAAACAGCAGGGAGGUGUUGUCCAGCUUCCAGUUAUGGGU